Messenger RNA from Blastomyces gilchristii SLH14081, 4590 nucleotides. RefSeq names its product transcription initiation factor TFIID subunit 1. Gene Ontology annotation, molecular function: histone acetyltransferase activity; TBP-class protein binding; RNA polymerase II general transcription initiation factor activity. Gene Ontology annotation, biological process: RNA polymerase II preinitiation complex assembly; transcription by RNA polymerase II. Gene Ontology annotation, cellular component: transcription factor TFIID complex. The record is from RefSeq and is a predicted model, not a curated record. The transcript has 4 exons. NCBI's taxonomy places the organism in Eukaryota, Fungi, Ascomycota, Eurotiomycetes, Onygenales, Ajellomycetaceae. Bases 198 to 3605 code for a protein of 1135 amino acids.
CGUCGCUUGCAUUUCAUCACCCGCAACCUAACAAGACUCUUUAUACGGGUAACUCUUGUUCAAUACUCACCUCCGUUCUGGCUAACUUCUUGAACAUCGAGACUUGCAGCUUUAUAUGGUGACAAGUUCGAAUCUCGAUGCCAAACCGACCAUUUCCCUGCCAGUAAGGCAAGGCCGCGUGAACCUCAUCGAGCUUCAUGUCGACUUCAUCUUCCCUCUCGAAAGCGAUUUCCUCUAGCAAGCAUAAAACAGAAGGACCUCUCCCUGCGAAAAUGCCACAUGCAACAGGGUCCGAACCGGCGGAGUCCGAAGAUGAGGACUUCAACAACGUGAUGCGCCAGAUGAACGCGCCGACAAACGAAGUCUCAUUCGACUUUCUCCAACGAGAACUGGAACCUGGAGAGAAGGCGGAUGAUGCCGUGGACUAUGAGGAUAUCGAUGAUGAUGACCUUCCGGACGAGGAGCUUGGGCUUUCAACUCUUGAAGACAGGGAUGGGAAAGCGGCGGCGGUGGGCGGCGAGUGGGGCGGGCCGGAAGGUAUGGAAGGCAUUUUGACUGCAGGUGAUUUAGCACAACAGCACCCGGACGGUGAUGAGCUCGACGAUCUAUUUGGGGACGUCCCAUCAUCGCCUGCGGGUGGGCAGGCGGAUCAAAAUGACGAACUACCACCUGUUGGAUCUGGAGACAUCUCCGCCCUCGACGCCCUCGAUGCAGUGCCUCCAACCAAAGAGAACGGGAUAACUGAAACCGUGCGUGGAAUGGACAGGGACUCUGUUAUGGCUCCUACAGAUAUGGACGCAGCAACAUUUAAAGAAUACCAACUCCAACAAGCACUUUUUGCGAUGUCAUCAUACGGACCUGACAAUCCACCCGCGCCUCCCGAGAACCACGAGGAGCUCCUAGCUUCUCUUUGGCCCAAAUUCGAUCGAAAUGCGAUGCCACGAUUUCUAGAAUUGUUACCUCCGAAGAAGUCACAUUUUGUAGGAAAAUCACCCUUGAAACCGCCAAAGCGAAUCGUUCCUACCAAACUUAACCUUGAGCUGGCUCAGGACCAAGAACGAGCAUUUCGCGCUACUGGGCAAACCCAGAAGCGUGCGUUGGAUUCAGAAAAUCCUUCCAUCGUCGUUAUUACACCCCCUUCAGAAAGAACGGGUAGUUCGAGUGAUAACAUGGAUAUCGAUGGCGACCUUGAUGAGGAGCUUCCUGGUGGAGUCACAAUGAAGGAUUUGCAAUUCAUUUGUGCCGAUUGGGAUAUAAAAACACCGGUUAUCGAGGAGGAGGAGAAACUGGAAGCCGCCGUGGAAAUUACACCCAAUGAGGAACCCGGUGCGGAAGAUGAUGACUGGUUAUUUGAGACGAAUCGCCCAACCAAGAAACGUAAGCUGGACAAGUCACCAGCGGACUACAUAUCUUACGUCCCAAUCGACAUGCCCUUGUUUGACGACCCUGUCAGUGAGACUGCGAGGGUUGCAAUGAAGAUACAUAUUGAUUUGAAUGACCCGUAUCUGCUACUUGAUGAGCGCCCUACGGAGUCAGCUUUGCAAGCCCCCAAACGAUUGGGAGCUGUGAACCGUGAUGAAAUGGCAGGGAGCUUUACGAAACGUUUGAUCAAACGAUAUAAUAUUUCCAAUGAUGACGCUUAUGAUAUGCUCAAAGAAAAUCACCAGAACAAAGUCAGAAGCACUCUUGGGAGUGUGGCGCUUGAGCAUAGUGUGCCCGCUGUUCGUCUUCAAUGGCCGUACUACAAGACGAAACUUGCGAGGCAAGAGGCUCGAUCUUUCCAUCGCCCAAGUUUGAGCUUUUUCCCCAACUUACCUGUGUCCUUCAAAAAGCCUUCCCAUAUUAAACGCAAGCAUCAAAGGGGCAAGGACGUUAAAACUUUGUACAACUCAACGAAGUCUCUGUCUCUCGCCGACAACUCGCAUGUUCUUUUACUGGAGUACUCUGAGGAGCACCCGACUAUGAUGUCCAAUUUCGGAAUGGGCAGUCGAUUAAUCAAUUAUUAUCGACGGAAGAAUAUGGAGGACCCUGCACGCCCCAAAUCAGAGAUUGGUGAGACGACUGUGCUAUUGCCACAAGAUAAAAGUCCGUUCUCCAUAUUUGGACAUAUUGAUCCUGGAGAAACUACCGCUGCGAUUGCGACUGCAAUGUUUCGAGCCCCUGUGUUCCAGCAAGAAUCAAAACCAACAGAUUUCCUUGUGAUACGGAACAGUACAGGGGUUGAUGGGUCGAGUUAUUAUAUUAGGAAUAUUGACAACCUAUAUGUCGCCGGACAGCAGUUCCCGUCAGUCGAUGUUCCGGGGCCACAUUCGCGGAAGGUUACCACGGCCUCGAAGAAUCGCUUGAAAAUGAUAUGUUACCGGCUACUUAGAAGAAAUAAGAACCACAGAGUCAGUGUCGCCGAGGUCACAGAACAUUUCCCUGAAUCAAGUGACAUGCAAAAUCGACAAAAGAUGAAGGAAUUCCUGCAGUUUUCAAAGGAUCACAAAGAGUGGGAAAUGAAGCCUGGGGAUCCUAUCCCCGAUGAGGAUGUUUUGCAUGGCUAUGUUAAACCGGAAGACAUCUGCCUUCUCGAAGCGAUGCAAGUUGGCCAGCAGCACCUUCACGAUGCGGGCUAUGAUCGCGAUGACGAUGACGCGGAUGAUGAGGAGAAGGAAGGUGAGACUUCCGAGCAGCAGCUUGCUCCUUGGAAGACAACACGUAAUUUCCUACUUGCAACCCAAGGUAAGGCAAUGUUGCAGCUACACGGAGAAGGAGAUCCUACCGGCCGAGGCGAAGGGUUCAGCUUCAUCAAAACUUCCAUGAAGGGAGGUUUCAGGGCUAUAGGAGAGAGUGUUGAAGAUAAGCUCGAUGCUCAGAGACUCAAAGAGCUUGGUGGCCACAGCUACAACGUUGCUCGACAACAAAAGUCCUAUGAAGAGUCGAUCCGACGCAUUUGGGAAGCACAAAAGUCAAGCUUAUCCUCAACGAUCGAACAUUCGGAUGAGGAAAGUGACCUUGACCGCGAUGAGCCAGAUGAGAUAUUUGCCAAACCAAGGGCCAGGUCAGAACGGCCUACUCCAGGGCUGAGCCGACCAGAUGACGAGACGACCAGCCAAUUCAGCCGCAUGAGCACGGCCAGCCAGACUGGCAAAAUUAUGAAAAUUACUCGCAAAAUACCUAACUCGAAAGGCGGCUACGAUGAAGUCCAGGAGAUUGUCAAGGAUCCGCGCGUGAUCAAACAAUACGUCAAGCAGCGACAUGAGGCCGAAGCGCGAAACUUAAUACUGGGGGAUAUUAAACCAACCGGCGAUCCUGAAACGGAUGCGCGGCGGAUGAAACAGCUACAAUUCGAGCUUCAACGCCUUCAACGUAACAAGGAGCGGCGCCAUGCCCGUGAAAGACAAAAAGGCAUUACAUCGGAUAGCGCGUCACCCGGAGCUACGAAUUCCCCCACUACUACCGGCCCCAAAGGAGGAGGAACCCAAAGAAAAUGCGCAAAUUGCGGCCAAGUCGGACACAUCAAAACCAACAAAAAGCUAUGUCCUCUCUUAAACGGCACGAUGAAAGUCGAAGACGGCCUCAGCGGGUCCGCCUUUGCCAUGGGUGCACCUCCAGCGCUGUAGAAACGUUGCGAAAAGCCGCUUCACUCACCCACCCGCCCCCCCCUUCCUUUACGUUGUCGACAUUUGAUGAACCCUAGAGUCGAACUUUCGCAUCCCCUCUCCUCAAAAGGUCGGAAUUCAAGCUCUCAACCUGCGUCUCCGCCGGUACUCGACGUCUGCGCUGUUUCGUCAACCUUCGGUAUCCCACCCUCCAUCAGUUCCUUACCCGGCUUUGCUAUUCCCACUGUGUAUGUACCCUAGCCUGGAAACCACUAAUUACUUCUAAGGGGCUUUGAAAUGCCCCCGCACCUGCUUUACAUUUCCUCACGAGAUGGCGCAUCAAACUUGUCAUCGAUCGUUUUUCCUUGAAUUUAUCCCGGAACCUUCAACUUUGUGCAGUCAUAUAUUUGCAUCAUACAUACCCACUGGCAUUAAUUCUUUCGAUAUUUGAGUUGGCUCUUUUUCUUCCGCGGUUCCUUUUGUUUCUUCCAUGGGUGUUUACGAAUGAAGGUUGGACAUUAAUUUUCCAGGGGUUCACAAGUAGGAGAGGCAAUUUGGCAUUCUUUUAGUUUUAUUUUUAGUUUUCAUUUUUAGUUUUCAGGAGGGCGGGUAUACAUUACGUACAUAUUUACCAUAUACAAUUACAUACCCCUAGUUUGCGGAGAGGGGGCAGUCGCGCAGGGUGAAUUCAAGGACAAUGAGAACAUCUCUCAGACCCGUAAUAAGUGUUCAAUUCAAUCUGAGGCCUUUCUAACAGCUUUUUCGAAUGAAUUAGCCGCGAAAGGAUGACUGACUUCUGAAAGAUCGAAAUUUAAACUAAAAAUAAAACCUUUGUCUGUUUCCUAUUCCUUGAUAAGGAGCGGGGAUGAAUAAUGAGAGGACCAAGUGGUUUGGUCGAACGAGUGACAGUCAAACAGAAAGGACUCGCAUUAACCAGGGUUAACAAACCAGGACUCUAUGAAACGAGACAAGAGAAACUCAUGGCAAUAUAGUAAUGAAAAACGUU